AGAGCUAAGAGCAAGACCUUGUGCUUUUCUUUUCGUGUCAACUAAUCCCCCCCAAAAUAAACUCACCACAGAUCAAUGAGGAACCAUUUGCAGUUUCUUUGGCGUCACAUCUUGGUUUUCUUACUUCUUAGUGUCUCAUAUCAAGUUGAAGCAAAAUCAACUAUUGAACCAUGUAGCUCAGGAUUCCCUUGCCCCUCUCUUCUCUCUUAUAUCUUGCCUUGGGACUCCAAGCUCUCAGAAAUUGCAACACGCUUCAGUGUAAAUGUAUCAAACAUCUUGGCUGCAAACUCUGUUUUUCCCAUAACACCAUCAAGUGGCCAUCAAAUCCUUUCUGCAAAAUCAAUAGUCAAGAUACCCUUUUCAUGUCCUUGUGUGGAUGGCAUAAGGAGGUCCAUUUCAACCAUUUACAAUGUUGAGGCAAGUGACACACUCGCCUCCAUUUCUGAAGGUUAUGGUGGAUUAGUUAGUGCUGAACAGAUUAAGACCAUGAACAGCAUCAAUGAGACAAACCCUUUGACAUAUGGAAGCAGCAUUGUUAUACCACUUCCUUGCAAGUGUUUGAACAAUGUUAACAAUGGAGACACCACUGUUUACAUGUCUUAUGUGGUGCAGAAAGGGCAAAGCUUGGGAAGCAUAGCAACAAUGUAUGGUACUACAGUUUCAGACUUGGAAAGUGUAAAUGGACUUGGGCAAAAUGCAGUUGAUCCAGGAGACAUACUAUCUGUUCCUGUUGCAGCAUGUUCAUCAGCAACCCUAAAUUGGUACAGUGAGAAUCUUAUAGUCCCAAAUGGCUCAUAUAUUUUAACUGCAAGCAACUGCAUCCAAUGUACUUGUACACCAAGGGAUCUCAAGAUGGAAUGUCUUCCUUCUGGAAUGGAUGUCCCCUGCUAUAAUUUGCAUUGCAAAGGAUCCAAUCUUAUUAUUGGAAAUGAAUAUGUGGAACAUUCACAAACCAGUUGCAAUGUGAGCCAGUGUGUUUACCGUGGACAUAGAGGUGGCAAAAUUCUGAGUAGCAUCAUAAACUCUUCUUACCUCCAGUGCCCUGAUAAUCAAAGUUAUAGUGGACCAUCACGUUGGCCUUCCUUAACACCAUAUGCUGCAGAGUACCCAUUUGAUAUAUCUCCAAGCCCAUCAUCACCACCAUUGCCAGUUUCUGAGGCUGCUCUGAGGACACGUGCCUCUGGUGGAUGGCAGGGACAAUCUUUAAUCAAUGUGAUGCAGUUGUUUUUGAUAAAACUUAUCCUUUAUUUUAUCAUGUGAACAUAAGCAUAUGAUAAUCUGAUAAGGUUAUGAAAAUAACCUCCAAAGAGUUUAUAGCUGAUCUUAAACUACUUUAAUAAACUUACUCAAACAUUUGCAUUGGUGCUUAUGCUCUAAGUAAAUACAGUAUGCUAGUACCAGUACUAGUUUCAAAGGCGUACAAUAAUGAUCGUAGAACUCUAGCUAUUUGUGACAUAUAUGCAUUUCGCGGUGGUUUUCGAAUGCCGCUAAACAUGUGUUAAUGUGAGCGCGUGACGCAAUAAGUGUUACACAUUUAACAUGUCAACUCUUUAG
Molecule: messenger RNA, 1554 nt
Organism: Lotus japonicus
Lineage: Eukaryota; Viridiplantae; Streptophyta; Magnoliopsida; Fabales; Fabaceae
Product: lysM domain-containing GPI-anchored protein 1-like
Exons: 5
Coding region: 76-1260 (394 amino acids)
Source: RefSeq, a predicted model, not a curated record